AUGGAUAAGAGUUGGACUUCUAAUAAGAACAGACUAUCUACCAAGUUUAUCAAUGGAUUGAAGAACUUCAUUACAUUAUCAAGAGAUCACUUGAAUGAUGAGAAUAAGAUUCGAUGUCCAUGUGUCAUGUGUAUGAAUUUAUACUUUCAUGACUUGGAGACAGUUGAGCGUCAUAUCUUCAUAAAAUUAUUUUAUACCCACUAUGUUAAAUGGGUACAUCACGGGGAGAAUAUUGUAGAUGAAAGUGAUGGUGAGGAUGAUGCUAAUGAUUUCGAUGAUCUUGAAGAUGUUGAUGAUCUUGAUGAUGUCGAUGAUGCUGAAGAGAGUGACAAUAAUUACACUAGUGAUGAUGAUAUGAUCCCAGCGAUUGAAGAUUUAACUCAACAAGACCCUACAAAGAGUAGUUUUGCAAACUUUGGGGAUUCAACUCACCGAAAAGAGAAGGGGCAAAAAUUUCAUAACUUAUUUGCUGAAGUAGAAAAAGAGUUGUACCCUGGAUACAAUAAAGAUGCUGAAAAUUGUCAUAUUUGUGGUCAUGAAAGAUAUAAGUUUAAAGGAACCAAAGGCAAGAAAAUACCACAUAAAAAGAUGCAUUAUUUUCCUAUAACUCCACGUUUGCAACGACUUUUUAUGUCAAGACAUACAUCAUCAGAUAUGAGGUGCCACAAAGAAGAACGUGUUGAUACUGAAGGUGUACUUAGACAUCCGGCAGAUGCAGCGGUUUGGAAGGAUUUUGAUAAGCAAUACCCCGAUUUUGCUAAAGAACCUCGAAAUAUUAGGUUAGGAUUUGCAACUGAUGGGUUUAAUCCUUUUGGUGAUUUAUCAAACUCGUAUAGUAUGUGGCCAGUAAUACUGAUGCCAUAUAACAUGCCGCCAUGGAUAUGUAUGAAACGAGAAUUCUUAAUGAUGUCAUUACUAAUUCCUGGGCGUCGUGCUCCCGGUAAGGAUAUAGAUGUCUAUUUACAACCUUUAAUCGAAGAGUUAAAAGAAUUGUGGGAGAAAGGGGUACAAACUUUUGAUGUUGUCGACAAAACAUACUUUAUCAUGCGUGCUGCUAUAUUAUGGACAAUUAAUGAUUUUUCUGCAUAUGGCACUGUGUCUGGGUAUAGCACUUGA
Humulus lupulus (European hop) is the source of this 1116-nucleotide messenger RNA. RefSeq lists its product as uncharacterized. NCBI's taxonomy places the organism in Eukaryota, Viridiplantae, Streptophyta, Magnoliopsida, Rosales, Cannabaceae. The transcript has 2 exons. The record is from RefSeq and is a predicted model, not a curated record. Bases 1 to 1116 code for a protein of 371 amino acids.